This is a messenger RNA of Urocitellus parryii (Arctic ground squirrel), 2580 nucleotides long. RefSeq names its product MET transcriptional regulator MACC1 (gene Macc1). Gene Ontology annotation, molecular function: protein binding. NCBI's taxonomy places the organism in Eukaryota, Metazoa, Chordata, Mammalia, Rodentia, Sciuridae. The record is from RefSeq and is a predicted model, not a curated record. Gene Ontology annotation, cellular component: cytoplasm.
AAAUGGUAAUCUGUGAAAUAGCCCAUUUUUGGUCAGGAGGAACUACACGAAGUACAGCUGAAGGAAAUUUGAUUGACAUGGAAGGAGAAAACCUCUCAAAAAACUGCAAUAUUACAGAAUGGCAAGACCCAGGCUUGCUUUACAAUUGGCCAGAUGCUGUCACUCUUCAAGAUGACAAGGCUUUGAAAGUUACAAAUCCAUUCUGGAAGGAACUAUCUGCUUCUAACCCAUUUCUGGAUGAUAUAACUCAGCUAAGAAAUAACCAGAAGAAAGAGAAUAUCUCCAUUUUGAAAGAAGAUCCUUUUCUUUUUUUAAGAGAAAUUGAAACUGGAAAUUCUUUUGAUUCCUCUGAUGAUGAACUUGAUGUGCAUCAGUUGCUCAGCAAGUCUCCCUUAAGGAAAUCAGGAAGAUCCCAAAGUGUUUCAGAACUUCUGGGCAUUUUAGAGGACACCACGAAUACUCAUCAGAGUAUGCAAAACUGUGACCAAAUCCUAGCACAAGACUUAGAAAGGCUUCAAAAUGAUCGAGAGGCUUAUAAAAUGGCUUGGUUAAGUCAACGCCAAUUGGCUCGCUCCUGCUUGGAUUUGAAUACAAUGAAUCAGAGUCCUGGAUGGGCCCAAACACAAGUUGCAGAGACCAUCACAGUUUGUAAACUCAACCACCAAGGAGGGUCCGUACAGUUACCUGAGUCAGACAUCACUGUCCAUGUGCCCCAAGGUCAUGUAGCUGUGGGAGAAUUCCAAGAGGUAUCUCUAAGGGCUUUUCUUGAUCCUCCACAAAUGCUUAAUAAUGAUCUUUCAUGCACUGUAAGCCCUCUGUUGGAAAUCAUGUUAAGCAACCUUAAUACAAUGGAAGCUGUUUUGUUAGAAAUGAAAAUUGGGGCUGAAGUAAGAAAGGAUCCUUUCAGCCAAGUGAUGACAGAAAUGGUGUGCUUACACAGCCUGGUCAAAGAGGGUCCUUUCAAAGUAUUAAACAACUGCUAUGUUUAUAAAGACACCAUCCAAGUCAAGCUGGUAGACUUGAGUAAGGUGAUGUAUCUAGUGAUUGCUGCACAACCUAAAGCUAUUCAGUCACCACCUGCUACCAUUUGGGAUUACAUUCACAAAACCAUCUCAAUUGGAAUUUAUGGCCCCAAAUACAUCCAUCCCAAUUUCACUGCUAUUUUUACAGUUUGUGGACAUAGCUAUAUGCCAGGAAAGCUUACAAUCCCUGAUAUUAAAAAGGAUGGAAAAAGCACAUCUCCUGUUGUAUUUCAGCUCUGGGGAAAGCAUUCGUUUUUGCUUGACAAGCCGCAGGAUUUAAAUAUUUCUGUGUUUUCAUGUGAUCCCGAUUUUGAAGUAAAAGUGCAAGGAGAUGGGAAACAAAUUAAACAAAAGCAGUUGGAGUCAGGUGAGGUGGUUCAUCAACCAGUUUUCUUUUCUUUAGUAGACUGCAGAGAGAUGCACUUGUUUGUUUUCCGUGUUCAGGUGGAGCCUCCUAAUGGUAGACCAGUUGCACAGUUCUUUAUCACUUCACCUGAUCCAGCUCCCAACCUAAAAAGGCUCUCAAAUCUGCCAGGUUAUCUGCACAAGGAGAAAGAGGACAAGUCCACGCCUUUAUUCUCAUCAGUGCUUGUUAAAUAUCCCACAUUCCAAGAUAAAAAAUUGAACUUUACCAACUAUGGGGUAACCCUGAAGACAGUGCUCAGACAAAGCAAGAUUGACUACUUUCUGGAAUAUUUCAAAGGGGACACGAUAGCUCUUCUUGGGGAAGGUAAGGUAAAGGCCAUGGGGCAGUCUAAAGUGAAAGAAUGGUAUGUGGGAGUCCUCAGAGGGAAGAUUGGACUUGUGCACUGCAAAAAUGUCAAGGUGAUUUCAAAAGAACAAGUCAUGUCUGUGUCUGAUAGUAUCUUUACAACCAGGAAUCUUCUUGAGCAAAUUGCCCUGCCCUUUAAAAAAUUGACUUAUAUAUACUCAGUUGUAUUGACCUUGGUGUUAGAAAAAGUUUAUGACUGGAAAGUUUUAGCCGGCGUCCUGGGGUACUCUCAUCUGGCACUGGAAAACUUUGAUCAAAUGCAAGCAGACAAAGAAUCAGAAAAGGUUUCUUAUGUUGUCAAGAAGCUAAAGGAAGAUUGCCAUGGAGACAGAAAUACAAGGAAGUUUCUUUAUGAACUUAUUGUGGCUCUGCUAAAGAUCGACUGUCAAGGGUUGGUAGUGCAUCUUCUCCAAGAAGCUGUUAUUCUGACUUCAGCUGUCAAACUUGGAAAAGGCUGGAGGGAACUUGCUGAAAAGUUAGUAAGACUCACCAAGCAACAAAUGGAGGCAUAUGAAAUUCCUCACCGUGGAAAAACUGGAGAUGUUGCUGCCGAGAUGAUGUGGAAACCUGCCUAUGAUUUUCUCUAUAAUUGGAGUGCUCACUAUGGAAAUAGCUACAGAGAUGUUUUACAAGACCUUCAAUCAGCUUUGGACAGAAUGAAAAACCCUGUAACCAAACAGUGGAGAGACUUAACUGGAGCUUUACUACUAGUAAAUUCUUUGGAGAUUUUGAGAGUAACUGCAUUCUCUACUUCUGAGGAUGUAUAGGAAUAGGGUGUGCUUUUUG